GAGAACAAAUGGAAAAGUGGGAAGAAAACAGAGGCAGUUAGUUCCACUCCUUUGUCUGUUUCGAAUUGGAUUCUCUAUAUUUAUUUCCCCUCGUUCCCGUCUUCUUUUUCACCCUUCUCUUCUCUCCGAAUUCAUCAAUCACCCACCGAGUUCCGACCAUGGCCGAAUCGGUGGAGCUUCCGAGUCGCUUGGCGAUUCUCCCGUUCAGGAACAAGGUCCUCUUGCCCGGCGCCAUCAUCAGAAUCCGCUGCACUUCCCCCACCAGUGUGAAGUUGGUGGAACAAGAACUUUGGCAGCGAGAAGAGAAGGGGUUGAUUGGCAUCCUUCCAGUGCGUGAUGCCGCUGAAAUUAAGCCAGUGGGUCCCACUGUAUCUGAAGGAGCUGAUUCAACAAACCAGAACUCAAAAGUUCAGAGCGGUUCAUCGGAUUCUCAUAAGCUCGAUACAAAGAAGCAGAAUGAUGUUCAUUGGCAUAACAGGGGGGUAGCUGCUCGACCAUUACAUUUAUCAAGGGGAGUGGAGAAACCAAGUGGGAGGGUCACAUACACAGUUGUUCUUGAAGGUUUGUGCAGAUUUAGUGUCCAGGAACUGAGCAUGAGAGGAAUAUACCAUACUGCGAGGAUAACUUCCCUUGAAAUGACCAAGACUGAACUGGAACAAGUGGAGCAAGACCCAGAUUUCAUAAUGUUGUCUCGCCAAUUUAAAGCUACUGCAAUGGAGCUUAUUUCUGUUUUGGAGCUGAAACAAAAAACUGGUGGUAGGACAAAAGUCCUUUUGGACAACGUUCCAGUUCACAAGUUGGCUGAUAUAUUUGUUGCUAGUUUUGAGAUAAGUUUUGAAGAACAAUUAUCUAUGCUGGAUUUAAUUGACCCCAAAGUGAGGCUUUCAAAAGCUACUGAGUUAGUUGACAGGCAUUUACAGUCAAUACGUGUAGCUGAGAAAAUUACACAAAAGGUUGAAGGACAAUUGUCAAAAUCUCAAAAAGAAUUUCUUUUGCGCCAGCAGAUGAGGGCUAUAAAAGAGGAACUUGGUGAUAAUGAUGAUGAUGAGGAUGACCUGGCUGCCCUUGAAAGAAAGAUGCAAAGUGCAGGAAUGCCACAGAAUAUAUGGAAGCAUGGACACAGAGAGUUGAGGAGGCUUAAAAAAAUGCAGCCUCAGCAACCAGGGUAUAACAGUUCAAGGGUUUAUCUAGAGCUUCUUGCUGAUCUGCCCUGGCAGAAGGCCAGUGAAGAGAUUGAUCUGGACUUAAGAGCUGCACGGAAGCGACUGGAUAGUGAUCACUAUGGUUUAGUGAAGGUUAAGCAACGGAUAAUUGAAUACCUGGCGGUUCGCAAGCUUAAACCAGAUGCAAGGGGUCCAGUGUUGUGCUUUGUUGGACCACCAGGUGUUGGGAAAACAUCAUUGGCAUCUUCUAUUGCUGCUGCUUUGGGAAGAAAAUUUGUACGCAUAUCCCUUGGUGGAGUGAAGGAUGAGGCUGAUAUUAGAGGACAUAGGAGAACAUAUGUGGGAAGCAUGCCUGGGAGGCUUAUAGAUGGAUUAAAGAGAGUAGCCGUUUGCAAUCCCGUCAUGUUGCUUGAUGAAGUUGACAAGACAGGUUCUGAUAUUCGUGGAGAUCCAGCUUCAGCAUUACUAGAGGUUCUUGAUCCGGAACAAAAUAAAUCGUUCAAUGAUCACUAUUUGAAUGUUCCAUUUGAUCUAUCCAAGGUAGUUUUUGUGGCUACAGCAAAUAGGUUGCAACCCAUUCCUCCACCACUUCGUGAUAGAAUGGAAGUAAUUGAGCUUCCUGGAUAUACACCUGAGGAAAAGCUCCAAAUUGCCAUGCGGCAUUUGAUUCCAAGAGUUUUAGACCAGCAUGGAUUGAGUUCUGAGUUUCUUCAGAUUCCUGAGGCAAUGGUGAAGCUUGUUAUUCAGAGAUAUACUAGGGAAGCUGGUGUGCGAAACUUGGAGAGGAAUCUAGCUGCCUUGGCUCGAGCUGCUGCAGUAAGAGUUUUAGAGCAAGAACAAGUAGUUCCAUUAAACAAAGGGAUGCAAGGACUUGCUACACCACUUGUGGAAAACAGACUUGCUGAUGGAACUGAAGUUGAAAUGGAAGUGAUACCAAUGGGUGUCAAUAGUCGGGACAUCUCUAACACGUUUAGGAUUGCCUCUCCAUUUGUUGUUGAUGAAACUAUGCUUGAAAAAGUGCUUGGGCCCCCAAGAUUUGAUGGCAGAGAAGCUGCAGAACGUGUGGCUACCCCUGGGGUCACUGUUGGGCUAGUUUGGACUGCUUUUGGUGGAGAAGUUCAGUUUGUGGAGGCUACAGCUAUGGUUGGGAAGGGUGAACUGCAUCUCACUGGACAACUUGGUGAUGUAAUAAAAGAAUCAGCUCAGAUUGCACUAACAUGGGUAAGGGCAAGGACAACUGAUCUUAGGCUUGGUGCUACAGAGGGAUUUAAUAUUUUGGAGGGCCGUGAUGUACACAUACAUUUUCCUGCAGGCGCUGUACCUAAAGAUGGGCCCUCAGCUGGUGUGACUUUGGUCACAGCAUUGGUAUCACUUUUCAGUCAGCAAAGGGUGAGAUCAGACACGGCUAUGACUGGAGAGAUGACAUUGAGGGGUCUUGUUCUACCUGUUGGUGGUGUCAAGGAUAAGAUAUUAGCUGCACAUCGUUACGGUAUUAAGAGAGUUAUUCUACCUGAAAGGAACUUGAAGGACUUGGUUGAAGUACCAUCGUCUGUGCUAUCCAAUUUGGAGAUCCUGCUUGCUAAACGAGUGGAAGAUGUGUUAGAACAUGCUUUUGAUGGUGGGUGCCCUUGGAGGCAACACUCGAAGUUAUAGCAGCAUCCUUGAUUUGCAGGACGAGUUAGUAAACCUUUGUCUUUCAAUCAGUAAUGGCUUCUAUAUCAAUUCAACAUACAUACCGUCCCCUCCUGAUCUAUCAUUGUCAUCGUGAUAUCGGGUCCGAGUACUUCGACUUCAACUGAUCGUAAUUAAGCAAAACUCAAGAAACCAACAAUUUGGAUGGGAGCUGAGCUGACAUCUACAUUUAUCAAUGGGAAUCCACUCCACCUCAAUUAUAGUGUGUAAAUGCUUUAGCUUGAGACCAACUAUUGUGGAAGGUGAGCAACUGCAUCCUUUGAGUGCUCUCCAUACAACAUCUCCGGGUCACACUUUUGUAAAUUAUUUACCCUGUCACCACAUAUAUACACUUUUAACAUAUUGCGCAUAGAUCAUAACAAGAGAGGGCUUCCUCUCUUUAAUGUGGUUCCUUCUUCCUGCCUGCCAAUCCUUUUCCUUAUGUUUUAGUCGUUUUAGUCAGUAAGGCCGAGUUUCAUAAUAUGGUGUCAACUGCAUAGUUAACCUUAUUCAUGCAACACACCUGGACUUAAAUUACAGAGGUACUUACAUUUACCUCAUUCCAACGAGAUGAGUAAGGGUUCAAAUCCACGACAUGUUACACGCGA
This is a messenger RNA of Glycine soja, 3442 nucleotides long. Its product is annotated as lon protease homolog 2, peroxisomal-like. Lineage: Eukaryota; Viridiplantae; Streptophyta; Magnoliopsida; Fabales; Fabaceae. The record is from RefSeq and is a predicted model, not a curated record. Gene Ontology annotation, molecular function: serine-type endopeptidase activity; ATP-dependent peptidase activity; ATP hydrolysis activity. Gene Ontology annotation, biological process: protein quality control for misfolded or incompletely synthesized proteins; protein processing; protein catabolic process. Bases 159 to 2816 code for a protein of 885 amino acids. Gene Ontology annotation, cellular component: peroxisomal matrix. The transcript has 17 exons.